AAAACAAACAUGAAGCUUUCACAGUAAGAUCAUUACCUGAAAAGACUUUGAUCUUAUCACGAAUAGUUGACAAGUGGAAUGUUUAUAUUGAAGUAUACGAAAAUGUCAGGAAAACAAAAUGAAUAUGCACUUCAAUUGCUAACUGCAGAAUAAUAGCAGAUCCACUUUUACAAAUUUUACAGGAGAGACAGAAAGCUGGACGUGUACCCUACCAUCAGCAAACAAUAUGGAAUAUAAAUUAAAAGCCUCAGGUUUAUAUCAUCACUAAGGGAAGCUUUUUUGCAGAACUCUGGCCAUCAGGUGAGCGGCCGCCAUGAGGGCGUGGUUCGUGGCCUUCAGCGUGGUGGCGGGCCUGCUGCUGGCAGACGACGGCCAGGCGGCCAACAUCCUGGCGCCCAUCUGGUUUCCCGGGCUGAGCCACUUCCUCAUGUUCCGUCCGCUCUUCGAGGAGCUGGCCGCCAGGGGCCACAACGUCACCGUGCUCGGACACCACCCGCCCAAGACUCCCAUCAAGAACUACAACUUCAUAAGUCUCCAAGGCAGGUUUCCGCAGCUGCACAACAAUAUGACGAUGGACUUCGUGAAGGCGCUGCAGCCCCCCUUGAAGGGCCUGGUGCUACUAAAGUCGUUCACCAAGGGCAUGUGUCUGGAGACGCUGGAUAUGCCCGAAGUGCGGCAGCUGGCCACGUCGGGCGGCCACUACGACGUCGUCAUCUCCGAGUUCUUCCACGUCGACUGCCUGGCGGCGUUCGCUCACAAGUUCGGCGCCCCCCUCGUGGGGAUCACCUCCAGCAACGCGUUGCCGACCGUCCACGACAGGGUUGGUAAUCCUGAGCAUCCUGCCUACACAGAACAAUACGAUCUCUCUCUAAAAGCACCGUUCAACUUCUGGGAGAGAGUCUACGGCACAGUAAUGCACCAGGCGUUCCGCAUCCUGGACUGGUGGGCGACGGACGCACGCGUCGACAGCAAAGUGCGGGAAGUGUUCGGUGAGGACACACCUCCACUAGAACACGUGUUCCGCAACACGAGUCUGGUGCUCGUGAACAGCCACUGGAGCAUGGACCAGCCUCUCCCCACAGUGCCCGCCUUCGUCGAGGUGGGCGGACUGCACUUGGAAGAGCCCAAACCAUUGCCAGACGACAUACAGAAGUUCCUGGACGACAGUCCACACGGUGUGAUCUACUUCAGCUUGGGAUCGAUGGUGCGAGUUGAGACCUUCGACCCGGAGAAGUUCAAAGCGAUUGUGGACGCCUUCGCGUCCGUACCCCAACGCGUUCUCUGGAAAGCCGACCCGGCCAACCUCCCGGGACUGCCGCCAAACGUCAGAGCUCAGAAGUGGAUCCCACAGAACGAUGUUCUGACACUUUGCCUGGUACCUUGCGGACGCCUGAGAAGGCCGCCCUGCCUUGCAGACCACCCCAACGUGCGGCUCUUCAUAUCGCACGGCGGGCUGCUAGGCGCGCAGGAGGCGGUGGCUGCGGGUGUGCCGACUCUGACGCUGCCGCUGUUCUCGGACCAGUUCGUCAACUCGGCCAGGGCGGUCGCCGCCGGCAGCGGCCUCCAGCUGCUCUACGACGACAUCGACGACCGCUCGUUCCGGGAGGCGCUCCAGCGGCUGCUCAACGACUCCAGGUUCCGCGAACGCGCCAAACACCGGUCGCAGCUGUUCCGGGACCGCCCCCGACCGCCGCUGGAGGAGGCGGUGUACUGGGUGGAGUACGUCAUCAGGCACCAGGGGGCGCCGCACCUGAGGUCCGCCGCCAUGGACCUGGCCUGGUACCAGUACCUGCUCAUAGAUGUCGCCGCCUUCGUGUUGGCUGGGUCGUGCUGCGUCAUAUCAGUGCUCUACCUCUUCUCGAAACUAGUGCUGCGGGUCUUAUUACGAGGGCAGGAGAAAAACGUCAAAUUAAAACCGACAUAACAAUUACCUCGAGAACUUCACGGGUUAGCACCUUUGCGAAACAACUUCGGUUUCGAUCGUAAAAGGCCCGGUCCCGGCACAGUGAAUAACCGUAGUUCCUGUUGCGAAACUUCUGUGAACUUAUCUAUAGUAGAGGAACAAUUACGUGAACGCAGUCGAUUCUGAAGAAUGUCUGAUGGUGUGAUUGGGGACGUGUCUAAAGAAUGCUUUGCAUUCCAUCGUGUGAUGUUUCGGAAAUACGCAUAAAUAGAUUUCACUAGUCAUCCAGCGUAUCAUCUCGUUUUAAAUGCGUGGCAAAUAUAUUUUUCCCAGUCGAGAAUUCCUCUGCCUGAUACUGGGACGUUUGACUGUGCAAUAGGCCGCAUAACGAAUCGCUCUGUUCAUUUCAACUGAGGAGUAAAAGUCAAAAACAAAUAAAAAAGUUAUAAAUAAUCCUAAUACAGUGGUCGCUAUCCAUCGCAACAGCUGCAAUCGGUAGCGAUAUAGGCACACAUUACAUAUAGAGCGAGUCAUAGAUUUCCGUCUGUAGACACAUGACACAUACGUCAUAUAUAUAUAUAUAUAUAUAUAUAUAUAAUCUGAGACAUAUUGUCUGAAUGCUGAAUAUAGUUCAAUACCUCUGUUCCAAGGUUUCCGGCAGUUUUCGCACGAUUGUAACACAAAUGAUGGAACAUACAAUCCCACCCUUCCAAAUGUUUCUGGUUCGAGUCCAGCUGCCCAUUGCUCCACUACCAUCUCUGCUGAGAAGACUCUAACUCUACAAUGGACUCAGUAUCGAACCGCACACUGUGUACUUAGGGAUAGAAAAUGAAGAGUGACAAGAAAAAGACAACAAAAAUAAGAAAUAUGUUUAUUUUUGUGCAAAAAUCUUCCACAAAGGUAAUUACUUCAAAAAGUUCCAUAUUUUUGGAUUUACAGUUAAUGAAUUUUUUACAUUCCCUAAAAACGAAGAUCAUUGUUCGUGCGUUGAUGUACAGAUCUGAAUAGAGUAUAGAGUCUCUCUCUUUUCUUCACGGUCUCCCUCAAGCAUUAGACCAAUUGGUGCUUUGCAACUUCUUGAUUCAGUCAUUUUCUGUUCAGUCUACCAACGUUCAUUAUUCCUAUAGAAAGGUAUUGCAGCAGUUGCUUUAAACCACGUUCAUCCCUCAUUCUUUCUAUAUGUUCUUUCCAUUCCUUAAUCCUUUCAUUUAAAUUGUAAAUUCCUACAUUCCUCCAGAUGAUCUCGUUUUUCAUUCGCCUCGUCUUGUUACUGCCUGGACUGUUCUCAACAAUCUCAUGUCGGCUGCUUUGAGUCGGCUAAUGUGUGCUAGAGUUCAUAGUCCAGUUUUAACUUUGAUACAGUCCACAGUGAACUGCAAUAACUUUACAAAAUUUUUGCAUGGUGUCCUUUCGUACUUUUGAUAGCACCAAACAUCACAUUAAAUCUCUAAAUCUUUUCUUCAUUAUCCACGUCGCCGAGCUGUAGUAUGUCACAGCCCAAGAAUCUGAAGAUGUUAACUUGUUCAAUAAUUCUUUUAACAUCAGUUUGCAUCUUAAACGCUGUGAGCCUUUGAAUGCCGUAGACUUGCUCUUAUUUCUCGAUAUGCUUCAAUUACGUUUCAUUGCUAUUUCAAAGAGUUCACAAAGUGCUCUCUGUAAUAAUAUACUGAUCGAAAUUGUAGCACUGCUGUAAUAUUUGUACACACAGCAAAAUACAAGCAUUUAACCACGAAAGGACAUUACCUCAAUAUGUGUUUGAAUCAGAGUGGAAUGACGCACAAGGCAUAUACAAUACAAAGUUGUAGUGUCAAGAUAAAUAUUGUGAAUCUGUAUAAGAAGUGGCUAAGCCGUUGUGUGAAAACGAAGAAGGUAACAAGUAACUAAAUAAGACGAAAAAUGUUCAUUUCCAGAAGUGGUGGUAAGAUAUUGAUCACAGUUGCUGUUCAGUCCACGUGAAGAACGAACAGCAAUGGAAGGCUCAGGAAUGUGUGUAUUGUUGUGUUGAGUGAGUAGGUGUACAUUCCAAAAUGUCUUACGCUAAUUACUCUAUACAGUUUUCCUGCUUAUUAUACAGUGUUAAUAGAAGAUACCACUUGCUUUGAGACUUAACACCACGUGUCAUUCUGAUGUGAGCCCCAUUCUCGGAUGUAGCUACACAGCAGCUGUCUACCUGCAGCACGUGAACGAAACUCGUAUCAUAUGACAUUGUGGGUGUCAAAAUCUCUGUGGUUGUUCUCGCCCACCAGAAGCUUUAACGAAAGUCUAGCUGGCAGCAGUUCAUGUGAGCACAUGAGCAUCGCACUAUACGAUGAGCUAAGAAUUAAUAGGAUGAACCACGCUGAAGAAAUAUCUGGUAGACUAUGUGAAAUUUUUCUGUACAUUUCCACUUCUUGAGCCCACUGAAAGCUGAUCCACUAAUUUGCUGUGAUAAUAAUACGAAACUUUUAACAAAAGUGAAUGUGGCCAAUGAAACUAAAAAAUGUUCCAACUUGGGUACAAGUACGUCAGCCAUUUGAUGCUCUCAUCUUGAAAAUGACAUUAAAACUAUGUAGUAAAUACUGAAAACCAAUCAUAAGAUCAAAAUUGUAGUAUCAAAUUUGUAAGUCUUCUUAUGCAAGUAGUUAAACAGUCAUCUCAGCGCACCACAGAGAUUUUUAAUUCCAGGGUUUUGUUAUCCACUUCAGAUGAGAUUCCAUAUAUGUGAAAUACUGGAUUUAAGAAAAAUAUAGACCGUUUCAAAACAAGUACUUGUGCGUCAAGUAUGAAAUGUAAUGUCUGCAGCUCCAAACAACAAUACUGAACACGUGAUACAAUUCUCCUUAAUGUUGUACACUCCCUCAACAUAAAAAGAAUUUUCUCAGUUUUCUCUUCAGUGCUGAUUAUGUAGGAACAUACAAUUUAUGGUUGUAUAAUUCCAGCAAAGAAAUUAAAAACUAUAAUAAUUACAA
This is a messenger RNA of Schistocerca americana (American grasshopper), 4851 nucleotides long. Its product is annotated as UDP-glucosyltransferase 2-like. Bases 314 to 1924 code for a protein of 536 amino acids. Lineage: Eukaryota; Metazoa; Arthropoda; Insecta; Orthoptera; Acrididae. The record is from RefSeq and is a predicted model, not a curated record. The transcript has 8 exons. Gene Ontology annotation, molecular function: UDP-glycosyltransferase activity.